Messenger RNA from Kogia breviceps (pygmy sperm whale), 2452 nucleotides. Lineage: Eukaryota; Metazoa; Chordata; Mammalia; Artiodactyla; Physeteridae. The record is from RefSeq and is a predicted model, not a curated record.
UCUUGUUCUUUCAUCUGGUACAUAGCCCUCUGCCUUUUCAUCUUGUCUAUCUUUCUAUGAAUGUGGUUUUUGUUCCACAGGCUUCAGGAUUGUAGUUCUUGCUUCUGCUGUCUGCCCUCUGGUGGAUGAGGCUAUCUGAGAGGCUUGUGCAAGUUUCCUGAUGGGAGGGACUGGUGGUGGGUAGAGCUGGCUGUUGUUGUGGUGGGCAGAGCUCAGUAAAACUUUAAUCCGCUUGUCUGCUGAUGGGUGGGGCUGGGUUUCCUCCCUGUUGGUUGUUUGGCCUGAGGCAACCUAACACUGGAGCCUACCCAGGCUGUUUGCUGGGGCUAAUGGCAGACUCUGGGAGGGCUCACGCCAAGGAGUACUUCCCAGAACUUCUGCUGCCAGUGUCCUUGUCUUCACGGUGAGACAGAGCCACCCCCCAACUCUGCAGGAGACCCUCCAACACUAGCAGGAAAAAGAAAAGAAGUAUAUGCUUCCCUUGGACAACCUGAAAGUUCGGGAUGUGGAAAAAAGCUUUAUGUCUAGCAAGCACAUCUUUGCACUCUUUAAUACAGAACAAAGGAAUGUAUACAAAGACUAUCGCUUUCUCGAGCUGGCAUGUGAUUCACAGGAGGAUGUAGACAGCUGGAAGGCAUCUCUACUAAGAGCUGGGGUUUAUCCAGAUAAAUCUUUAACUGAAAAUGAUGAGAAUGGCCAAGCAGAAAACUUUUCCAUGGACCCACAGUUGGAGAGGCAAGUGGAGACCAUUCGCAACCUCGUAGACUCCUACAUGUCUAUUAUCAACAAAUGUAUCCGAGACCUAAUUCCAAAAACGAUAAUGCAUCUUAUGAUCAACAAUGUUAAAGAUUUCAUAAAUUCUGAGCUCCUAGCACAGUUAUAUUCUUCAGAGGACCAAAAUACUCUGAUGGAGGAAUCUGCGGAACAGGCUCAGCGCCGGGAUGAGAUGCUUCGAAUGUACCAAGCCCUUAAAGAAGCCCUCGUGGUCAUCGGCGACAUCAACACAGCCACGACGUUCACGCCCGCACCGCCGCCGGUGGACGACUCCUGGAUCCAGCAUUCCCGCAGGUCCCCGCCUCCAAGCCCCACAACCCAGCGGAGGCCGACGCUGAGCACGCCCCUACCGCGGCCCACCUCCGGCCGCGGGCCCGCACCCGCCAUCCCCUCCCCGGGACCCCACUCGGCGGCGCCUCCAGUGCCCUUCCGGCCUGGCCCGUUGCCUCCUUUCCCCAACAGCAGCGACUCGUUCGGGGCGCCUCCGCAGGUUCCGUCUCGGCCCACCAGGGCCCCUCCGAGCGUCCCAAGACUUCAUUGCUCCACUCACUGAAGUGUUACAGAAGUAAGAUGAAGUGAGUAUGUUGUUGAACACCUGGAUGAGUAGUCAAAAAGAAAUCCCACAGGGAGUAGGGUACUGAACUAACCUGCAGUUCUAUGGCUUGCUGUAAUGUUGAGCUCAUUACCAGUUGGGUUAGAAAGAGGAAAUUAAAUGUAGACGUCUGCUGGAAACCCGUGGGAAAGCUUCAUUUGGCCUGCUGUUUUCCUACUUACAGAGCUGUCCAUUGCCAUGUAGCAUUUACUGUAUCUUCCCUAGCAGCCCAUCAUCCAGAGAGAGGCUGUUGUCAAAACGAAGCAAAACUCUGGAUCCUUCUUUCACCACCAGUGGGCCUGACAAGAUGCAAGCCAGGCUAGGGAUAUGGAGAAAGAGCCAGCAAACCAAAUUUCAUUUACCCUGGACCUGGUUCAGAAUAAAUAAGAACUUCAGUUGCACCUAACUCUAAGACAGAGGGAAACCUUACCCAGAGUCUUUGGGGUCACCAUGGAACAGACAUAGCCUCAUAGUUUGCCUGGGCCUGGAAAGGCUAUCACAUCAGGAUUUCACCUGAAGGAAAUUCUUAUUUACAAAUCCUUUCCUCCAAGAUUGACCCCAGAUAUUUUCUGCAUUGUGAUUACAUUGCUCAUUUGAUCCCUUGCUGCCUCCUACUUUCCCUCAUCUUAAAGAAAUCUCACCUGUCAUAUUUCUAUAUCAACUCCCUCUCCCCCUAUGGAGAUUUCACAUUUACUGAAAUCUUUGGAAAUAACUGAAUGUCACAAAAUCAGGGUUGGGAAACAAAUACUCAAGUUAUAAAGGUAUGCAGCUCUUGUACUGUUCCCAGUUCUCCUGAAUAUGAUUGCAUGGAUUUAUCAUUCCAUGGUACAAAAUAACAAGGUUUUGGAGUGGGCUCAAAUGGCUCAUACCUAGCACGUGGCUAGAAGCCAGGAAACAUCCUAGGAGCUGCUCACUAUGCCAUGUGAUAUUCUCUCAUUUCCCCUGCAUGUCUGCAUGUUUUCUGUCUGAUUUGAGUUUGAUUUUUGUGGGAUAUUUAUGCAUGCUCUUAUUUGGAUUUAUUUUCUAAUUUAAACAUUGUUUUCUUCCUCUGCAUCUGUGUUUUUCUUUUUCUUUUGUUUUAUUUUG